UCAUCACUAUCGCUUUUCGGCAACCGGCAACCGGCAACCAGCAACCAGCAAUCCCACUCGGAUUGUUGUCUUCCUCCCUUAUAGGGAACUGUCCUCUUUUUACAUCAUUAAUGCUCGCCGGAGAACAAUGCACUCGACCCUCAACCGCGCCCAAGCCGUCUUCGGCUUCUUCACCACCGUCGCGCUCUUCGUCGCCGGGCUGGCCGCGCUCUCCGUGCUGCUGUUUCCGACGGACGGGGUCACGUCGCAGGUCAAGCUGCGGGAUGUCAAGGUAACCAAAGGCCGUCCGCAUUACUACUCCACCCGGAAGGAAGAGUACGCGCAGCUGCGCUUUGAUCUGGAUGCUGAUCUAACCCCCCUCUUCAACUGGAACACCAAACAACUCUUCGUCUACGUCUACGCCUCCUACCCCUCCGACCCGACCAAUACCUCCUCCGCCGCCACCUCCCACGCCGUCGUCUGGGACACCAUCAUCUCCGCCCCGCAAUCGGCCUACUCGUUCGACGCGCUGAAGGAGCGGUUCUUUGCUCCCAGUCCCAAGACCAAGACCAGGAGUAAAAGCAAGGCCGGGAGCAGGAAGCCCCCUGCCACGAAGGCGAAGGCCCAAGCGCAAGCCCAACCAGGCAUCCUGAGGCUGCGCGACCAGAAGGCCAAGUACCAGAUCGGGGAUGUGUCGGGCAGGAUGGCCGAGCGCCAGAAUGUCACGCUGGCCGUGGGGUGGAAUGUGCAGCCUUGGGUCGGGGCGCUGUGGUGGAGUCCGGGGUCCGGGAGCGUGCCGCGCACCCAGGGCGGGGUCGGGGUUAGUGAGGUGUUUGGGUUGCCUGCUUUGAGGAGGGCUGGUGGUGGUGCUGCUGCUGCGCAGCAGGGGCAGGGGCAGGGGAAGAAGACUGCUGUUUAGGGUUGGG
This is a messenger RNA of Aspergillus aculeatinus CBS 121060, 905 nucleotides long. Its product is annotated as signal peptidase complex subunit SPC3. Gene Ontology annotation, cellular component: signal peptidase complex; membrane. The record is from RefSeq and is a predicted model, not a curated record. Bases 128 to 898 code for a protein of 256 amino acids. NCBI's taxonomy places the organism in Eukaryota, Fungi, Ascomycota, Eurotiomycetes, Eurotiales, Aspergillaceae. The transcript is spliced from 3 exons. Gene Ontology annotation, biological process: protein targeting to ER.